This is a messenger RNA of Bufo bufo (common toad), 1376 nucleotides long. It is a transcript of the gene RASL11A, whose product is annotated as RAS like family 11 member A. Bases 521 to 1246 code for a protein of 241 amino acids. The transcript is spliced from 4 exons. The record is from RefSeq and is a predicted model, not a curated record. Gene Ontology annotation, molecular function: GTP binding; GTPase activity. NCBI's taxonomy places the organism in Eukaryota, Metazoa, Chordata, Amphibia, Anura, Bufonidae.
UUGUCCGCUCUGUUCUUCCACAGAAUAUGGGUGCCCCCACCCUUCGCCCGCUCUGUUCCUCAGCAGAAUAUGGGUGCCCCCACCCUUCGCCCGCUCUGUUCCUCAGCAGAAUAUGGGUGCCCCCACCCUUCGCCCGCUCUGUUCCUCAGCAGAAUAUGGGUGCCCCCACCCUUAGCCCGCUCUGUUCCUGCACAGAAUGUGGGUGCCCCCACCCUUCGCCCGCUCCCCCUCUCCAUGAUGCAGCCUCCCCCUGUCACAGUGCACCCCCUGCUGGAGCAGGGUCAGGCGGCUCCAUUGUCCCUCAGACAGAGGGUCCCCCGGGCUGAGUGAUGGCGGCGGAUGACAGCGGGAGCGUCAUUCUGCGUAACCAGCGCCAUUCCCCUCGGAGCCGCCCUCAUUGCCUUUCCUGGCCGCGCCGCCGGUGACCGGGGCCGGGUAUAUAAGUGGCCGAGCGGCGCUGAGGAGGCGCAUUGUGCUGAGCCGCUCCGUGUGACUGCACUCCUCACCGUCCGCCUCUCUCAUGCGGCUACCGACCAUGUCCAGCAACUUCUUACUUGCGCCAAUCCCGGAGUCUGCGGAUUAUUUCACUGUCCGGGAUAUAAAAAUGGCUGUGAUGGGGGCAAGCAGUGUGGGCAAGACCGCAAUGAUUGUCCGAUUCCUCACAAAACGAUUUAUUGGAGACUAUGAAUCUAAUACUGGAAACCUGUACUCCAGGCUCGUGAGCGUAGAAGGAGAGCACAUGUCUGUGCAGAUCCAGGACACUCCGGGUUAUGUCACGGUGGACGAUGACGUGUCGCAGGUGGCAGAUAUGUUGCGGUGCGUGCAGUCAUCAGAAGGCUUCCUAUUAGUCUACUCCAUCACAGAGUACAGGAGCUUCGAGUACAUACGUCACCUUCAUCAGCACAUCCGAAAAGUCCAUUCCGACACUAAGACUCCCAUCAUCCUAGUGGCCAAUAAAGGGGACCUCCUCCACAUGAGGCAAGUGCGCUCGGAGGCCGGGAUCCAGCUCGCCAGUGAACUGGGCUGCUCUUUUGUGGAAAUUUCCACCAGCGAAAACUGUCAGGACGUUUGUGAUGUGUUCCAGCAUCUCUGCAAAGAGAUCAGCAAGCAUCAGUCCAGCAGCAACGGAGAGAAAAGACGAGGCUCCAUUAUCCCCCGACCAAAGUCCCCAAACAUGCAAGACCUAAAGCGACGCUUCAAACAGGCGUUGUCGCCGAAAGUCAAGACCCCCUCUGCCAUGGCAUAGCCUGGAACCUGUGGACUAAAGACUUAUUUUCUACAUUUUACAGAGUAAUUUAUUUUUGUAUGGACUUUGCAGCGUGUAUGUCGGCAUGCAUACAUCAUAAAUCCGUAUUUAUUUAAUCGUGACGUGUCUG